Messenger RNA from Elgaria multicarinata webbii, 597 nucleotides. RefSeq names its product trafficking protein particle complex subunit 2L (gene TRAPPC2L). Gene Ontology annotation, biological process: endoplasmic reticulum to Golgi vesicle-mediated transport. NCBI's taxonomy places the organism in Eukaryota, Metazoa, Chordata, Lepidosauria, Squamata, Anguidae. The coding region runs from base 49 to 468 and encodes 139 amino acids. The transcript has 5 exons. The record is from RefSeq and is a predicted model, not a curated record. Gene Ontology annotation, cellular component: nucleus; cytoplasm; TRAPP complex.
GGAAGCGAGAGAGAGAGAGAGAGAGGAGCGGGUCCGCCAGUAUCCAAGAUGGCGGUGUGUAUCGCUGUGAUCGCCAAGGAGAACUAUCCUCUGUACAUCAAGAGUGUCCCGACAGAAAACGAACUGAAGUUCCACUACACGGUGCAUACAUCCCUCGAUGUUGUGGAUGAGAAGAUCUCUGCUAUGGGGAAAGCUCUCGUGGACCAAAGAGAACUCUACCUGGGGCUCCUAUACCCAACCGAAGACUACAAAGUAUAUGGUUACGUGACAAAUUCCAAGGUGAAGUUUGUGAUGGUGGUGGAUUCUUCCAAUACAGCACUCCGAGAUAAUGAAAUACGAAGUAUGUUCAGGAAGCUGCAUAACUCUUACACAGAUGUCAUGUGCAACCCCUUCUAUAAUCCUGGGGACCAAAUCCAAUCCAGGGCCUUUGACAACAUGGUGACAUCUAUGAUGGUGCAGGUUUGUUGAAGCUUCUGCCUCUUAUCCCAGUUCCUUUACCUGAGAAGAAUGGCUCCUGUACAGAACUGUUUGGUGUUCUUUAUGUGUAUUCUGUCCUCCGGACUUAUGCUCUGUGAAAUAAACUCUUUCACUAAGUCA